AUGGAGGUCAUCGUCCAGCGAUGCGACGAGUGGGGCAUCUUCGCGUGGGCGGGCCCCCCGUCGACGCACGGGCGCACAAACGCCAUCGCCCGGGGCCCGCAGUGCUACCCUGACAUCGACCUCUCGCGGUUCCCCGCCGAAGGCGCGGCGCGGCCGCACGGAGACGCCUCCUUCACCCUGUCUCGCAGGGGACUGCAGCUACGACUCAUGGUCGCCGUAGGAGACCUGAGGAACGUGGGCGGGGUGGGUAGCGAGCACGUAUUCACUGUCAAGCCCAACCAUGUCAAGGGAAAUACAUUUACUUCCGUCCGUAUCCAAGCCACCCUCGACGAGCCAGAAAGAUAUGAAUGGGCAGUGGGCAUCGUGAAUUACCUCGCAGUUGAGGAGCUAGAGGUCGGGAAGCUCGAGGGCCGGAAGGACUAUCUUUGCUUUCUCCUCUCCCGCACAUCUGGUGGAUCGUGGCGCAAAGUGGCCACGGAGAAUAUCCUCCUUGUACACACAUUGUUCUGCUGGGAGAGUCGGGAACCCCUUUCGAGAUUAUGGUUAUGA
Messenger RNA from Fibroporia radiculosa, 549 nucleotides. RefSeq lists its product as uncharacterized. The coding region runs from base 1 to 549 and encodes 182 amino acids. The record is from RefSeq and is a predicted model, not a curated record. Lineage: Eukaryota; Fungi; Basidiomycota; Agaricomycetes; Polyporales; Fibroporiaceae. The transcript has a single exon.